Cyprinodon tularosa is the source of this 2646-nucleotide messenger RNA. It is a transcript of the gene cnih2, whose product is annotated as cornichon family AMPA receptor auxiliary protein 2. Bases 1501 to 1983 code for a protein of 160 amino acids. The transcript has 6 exons. Gene Ontology annotation, cellular component: dendrite; synapse. Lineage: Eukaryota; Metazoa; Chordata; Actinopteri; Cyprinodontiformes; Cyprinodontidae. The record is from RefSeq and is a predicted model, not a curated record. Gene Ontology annotation, biological process: regulation of AMPA receptor activity; vesicle-mediated transport.
ACAGAGAGGAGGAGAGAGAAAACAGGAGAGCGGGGGAGAGACGGAGCAACGCUAUUGGCUGACUUUUAUAACACCAACCGUGGUUGAAAUUUUUCUCUCGCAGUCUAAGAAAUAGAGGAAAGAGACAGCCACAGGCGGCAGACUCAGGAAAUGCACUCAAAAUCUCUGGAAGGGGGUUUGAGAGAGAGCGGCUUCAGGUAGAGAGACAGCACAAACAGGGAGAUGCGAACAGAGACUGGUAUCAAUAAGUCAUGACUUCUGAGGGAUUUGGACAUGUCUUACUUCUCAACAGGAGUGUUUUCAAAAUCAGCAUAACUGCGUACUAUGAACAUGGGUUCUGGUUAAAUUUCUCCCCAUCUUCCCCUACUUUUUAAUUGUUUUUUGUUUUUUUUCCCUGUCAGAAGUGAAACAUUUUCUGGCACAUUGGAGAAGAUCUGCUUUGAAGACUCCUCUUUGACGGGAGAAAUCUGAGGAAUGCAUCUGAGGCGUAGAUAUAGGGCAGACAGUACUGACAUGGUGCCAACCCAAACUGAUAGAAACAAGGGCAGAGUGGACUGUUCAGAGGCAAAAACGACUCCUACCAGACACAGGUAUUCUCUACUUGAUGUUAAGGUCAGUUAAGACAUCCAUCCAUCCUUAGAUCGUGCAUUUGUUGAUCCUCAAAGUCUUACAUUUUCGUAAUUCCAAACUUAUCUGUGCUGUCUUGAUCUUGCUUUGGUAAAUCACUCAAUCAACAGUGAAUCUGGGUUUUCACAGUUAGCCUACUUAGUUAUUAAAGCAAUAUGUUCAAUUUAAGUUAAGAAUAAUAAAAGUUCAACAGCUUAUUGAUGAAAUAAACUGGGUACCAACUAUAGAUGUCUACAAAGGUGUUACAUAUAAGCUGAAAUAACAUGCCAUUAAUGAUGUUUUAGACUAAACUGUAAGCCAUAAACCUAACUACUAAACUAACAUAAAGCCAUAACCAUCCUAGACAAUAUUCCUGUUGGUAUCUUGUUUUUUUACUGCUCUUAAUAUCAACAAGAAUCCUGUGCUUCUGCUCUCAGCGUGUCCAUCAGACACUCUUACCUUCAGAGACAAAUGUGUGGGUUUCGUCUCAGGAGAAACUCCUUUGGGGAGGAGGAGACAGACAUUUUGCCUGUCAGAGAUUGAAAAAGAGGAGCACUGGGGGCACAACAACAGACAACUGGCCGAGAACAUAUUUCCUCAGAGCUUCCCUUACCCCAGCGAGACGACUGACGUUUUGCUGUCAGCUACACAAAAGGAGAAAUAGUGGAAGCAGCACAGCUGCAGCUCGAGCUCACUAUUGAUUGUUACUUUAAGUGAUUGCUCUACCUACCAGGACUGUAUAGAGUCUGCUUGCACCUGAAGUGGAAACCGACAAUAAGCCCUACUCAGGUAGAAGAGGGAGGGGAAGCUACCAGUAGCUUAAAAUCGAUAUUAUUAGAGCAGGCAGGAAGUUCUACUUCCUUUUCACCGGUCAUCAGGCUGGCUGGUGCAGCCAUGGCGUUCACCUUCGCGGCCUUCUGCUACAUGCUCACCCUGGUACUGUGCGCCGGGCUCAUCUUCUUUGUCAUAUGGCAGAUUAUUGCCUUUGAUGAACUCCGCACAGACUUCAAAAACCCCAUUGAUCAGAGCAAUCCCACCAGAGCGAGAGAAAGGAUCUUAAACAUCGAACGGAUCUGCAACCUUCUCCGCAAAUUGGUGGUACCAGAGUACUCCAUCCACGGCCUUUUCUGCCUGAUGUUCAUGUGUGCUGGAGAGUGGGUCACGCUUGGCCUAAAUAUCCCGCUGCUCUUCUACCAUCUGUGGAGGUUUUUUCAUCGGCCAGCCGACGGAUCAGAAGUGAUGUACGAUCCCGUCAGCGUGAUGAAUGCUGACAUUCUUAACUACUGUCAGAAGGAGUCCUGGUGUAAGCUGGGCUUCUACUUGCUCUCCUUCUUCUAUUACCUGUACAGUAUGGUCUACGCCUUGGUGAGCUUCUAACAGGUGAUGUAAUGAUCUAACUGGAAGGACCUAUUUGAUACCCAAAACCAUCGGAGGCAAGCCUUUCUUCUUUUCACGUUUUCUGACUUUUGUGGCUAUCUUUUGGACAAAACAAAAAGACAGAUCAGACUCAAUGCGUUACUUAGGACCUUGUUUAGCCCAUCAUCCCUUAAACCACUGUCAGGCGCCUGGAGAGAAAAAAAAAAAAAAAAAAACAGCUCCCAAAGACUGAAAAGAAACAAGAAGGGAUAUUGAGAUGCCUUUGACCCAAUACAUGAUUUACCAAUAUUAAUGAAGGGCUGGAUUUCUCCGCGAUGCUCUUACUGAUCCAGCCGCCCAACUCACUGUGAAUCUCCAAACACUUAGGGGCUGGAAAAGAAAAGAACAUGUCUGUAAUCUUUGACUUGAAAAAUUUACUAAAAGCAGGAUUGUUUUGAUUUGAGUCAUUUUAAUUCAGACACUGGUUAUGUCGAACAAUCACGCUAAUUAUGUGGAAGGUGCAUUUCUCUUUAUGAAAAGGCUGAAACCGGAGAGCUUAUGCCCAGGCACUGUAAUGAGCUGCAAAGACCUACUAAGCUUGCUCAGCUCUGACUAAACUAUAAACUAUAAGGUGAUUAAAGGUAAAUAUAAUAAAGGUACAAAUUUAACCCAGUUUCACAAAAA